AUGGCACCAAAUAGGAUGUCAUUAGGGGAGUUGGCAGAGGUCAAAAAGCAAGUGGAAGAUUUGUUGCAGAAACAGUUCGUGAGAUCGAGUGUAUCACCAUGGGGAGCAUCAGUGCUCUUGGUGGAGCAGAAAGAUGGAACUAUAAGGAUAUGUGUGGAUUACUGGCAGCUAAACAAGGUGAUAAUUAAGAACAAGUACCCUCUUUUGAAGAUUGAUGAUUUGAUGGAUCAGCUGAGGGGAGCUAUAGUGUUUUCAAAGAUUGGCUUGAGGUCGGGGUACCAUCAGAUCAGGGUGAAGAAUGAGAAUGAUUACGGUAGACUCUACAAAGGUGGAAGCAGUGACUCGAUGGCUGAGGCCGAAGAAUGUGAUAGGGGUGAAGUUGACUUAGUUCUGCUUGACCCAGAGCGAAAGUUUGAUGUGUAUUGUGAUGCGUUUGGGCAUGGACUUAGGUGCGUUUUGAUGCAAGAUGGGCGAGUGGUUGCCUAUGUCUCAAGGUUUGAGGUGUUUACUGAUCACAAGAGCUUGAAGUAUCUGUUUGAUCAGAAAAAGUUGAACAUGCGGCAAAGGAGAUGGAUGAAAUUCCUCAAGGACUACAACUUCACAUUGUCUUACCAUCCUGGCAAGGAAAAUGUGGUAGCCGACACUUUGAGCAAAAAAUCAUUGCACGUGACAGCAAUGAUGGUGGAGAAGAUGGAGCUGAUUAAGGAGUUUCGAGACAUGAACUUGGCUAUGGAGGUAAGGCCAAAGAGUUUGUAUCUCGUAGUGACGACGAUUCACAAUGACUUCUUGGUAUAUGUCCGAGAUGCUCAGUAG
Abrus precatorius (Indian licorice) is the source of this 813-nucleotide messenger RNA. RefSeq lists its product as uncharacterized. Lineage: Eukaryota; Viridiplantae; Streptophyta; Magnoliopsida; Fabales; Fabaceae. The record is from RefSeq and is a predicted model, not a curated record. The transcript has 4 exons. Bases 1 to 813 code for a protein of 270 amino acids.